AUGGAGACGGACGGGACUUCCUUCCGCUCGCUCAUGCUCCGAUAUUUGAGAGUUGGGCCAAACUUGGUUUUGCCAAUGAUUGUUUAUACUUCCAGAAGCAAUCAGAUGUGGUUCACAGACGCAAUCUUUCAGCAACUAUUGACAGUCCUCGCAGACAUCAUUCGAACAUCAAUGAGCAACAAGGACUCUAUAAAAAGAGAUGUUGGAAGGAGUGUUGGAGAAUACGUCCGGAAUUCAGUCUUUCAGAUGAUUUAUACAUUCAGACCAACAGAAACUCGACAUCAUCUCCUACUACGAGAUACAGGAACAUACAAGGGAUAUACAGUGUAUUCAUACACCUUGAUGCUGCUCAUUGAACCUCCAAAUCGAGAUGGUCUGCUACCAGACUUUUUCGGAUUGGUGGAUUCCGUAAGAGGUGUAGAAGUCUCAGGCACAAUCACUACAAAAGAGUUGGAAGCGAGGAAUGAAAACAUAAAGAGGCUGAUCCCUGGGACUGGCGAAGCUUCUUCGUCCACAAACUUUGACUAG
This is a messenger RNA of Synchytrium microbalum, 528 nucleotides long. RefSeq lists its product as uncharacterized. The transcript has 3 exons. The record is from RefSeq and is a predicted model, not a curated record. The coding region runs from base 1 to 528 and encodes 175 amino acids. Lineage: Eukaryota; Fungi; Chytridiomycota; Chytridiomycetes; Synchytriales; Synchytriaceae.